AUGUUCGGCGGCAGCAUCCGGCUUGUAGGCGCAAUGAUCAACGCCUCGUUAGGGGACUUGCAACUGCGAAGCGAGGUCGUUGGAAUUGAACAUGGCCAACAUCGACGCUACAAACUCUCACUCUCGGAUGCAUCAGAUCUCGCAUUACUUGAAGACCGAGAGUUUGAUGUAGUUGUGCUGGCGGGUCUGGUUCAUGAGAGUCCACUACUUGACAGCCUCCAAAAGCUAGGCUCGCUGCCGAAGAACCUCUUAUCACCACCAAGUUAUACCUCAGCGCACGUUACCUACUUUGCUACGGAGCAUGCCUUCAGACCGGAAUAUCUCAACUUAUCCGCUGACUUCGACAUCCCAGAUCGCCUUCUAACGACAUCUGCGGAGUCCAGCCUGAUCUCGCUAUCUAUGUGGGACGAUAUGGGCUUUUACUGGGAAGACCGACUUCGGCGCAAGGAGCCUUGGGUUGAACGACCUGAUCAUUACGACAGCGAUGAAUGCGGGAACCGUAAGUUUGAAUACGAAAACCUGUACCGUAUAGCGUCUCUAGAGUAUAUCUCAGAAGGCAAGCUUGCUGCAAUGAUUGGAAAGGAUUGGGAGGAGGGACAGAAUGCGACGGACAUCGGGUUCAGCUGGAUUCAUCGACAAGAAUGGAGCAAAGCGUUUGCGGAAUUUGAUGACGGCAGGGGUGUAUCAGGAGACAUUCAGGUAGCUGAGGGUGUCUUCUGGCUUGGUGGUGGCGACGAAGUAACGUCAUCACUUGAGAUGAGUUGUAACAUGGGAAGGAAUGUUGCGUCCCUGAUACAAGACCGGGCAACGACAACAAGUGCUGGUCAUGGCGAACUGUAUGCACAGAACGUUGGUAUCGAGACUACCCCCAUAUUCAAGAACUCGCAAUGUAGUGCAGAACAAGAGCGUAUCAUCCGUCAAGCGUGGUUGGAUGGCGUAAUGCUCGCUAAUGCGGCCUUUGACGAUAGCGACGAACUCCUUCCGAAUACCGGCGGCGGGCACAAGAUCAUCAACUUCGAUACUCGAGCGGCAAUUGAAUAUUGGGGUCCACCGAGCGAAAACCUUGGAUACCGACAGCGAAUCUAUGAUACAUUUUACCGCGCCACUCAAGCGUCAUGGGGGCGGGGUUGGGCCGACUGGUGGUUUGAACGCUAUAUCGAAAUGCACUGCGACGAUCCGGAGCCGAAACAGUGUGACGAUUCGACUUCUGCUUACUACAUGCCCACGAAAAAAGGUUCGUGGACAUACGACGGUAUCAACUUUUGCCCGGCAUUCUUCUCCACUCUCAAGGACCACGCGGAAUUGGAGAAGAGAAUCAUCGCCGACCCGACUGGCCAAUUAAGGCUAAACACCAGGAAUAUGCGAAGCAGAGGUCACGACACCAAGCAAAUGAUAGGCGGCAAGGCAAUCUUCACGUACAAGUCUGGCCGCGCAAAACUACUGGCGGCGAGGGACGUUCAGGCUGCGGCCGAAACCAACGAUAACUAUGUCUAUUUUGCCAUCGCGCGGUACAUGCAAAAGAAGUUUGGGGUCUACCCCGCGUACCCACGCAUAUGGAGUCCUGAAAAAACGAAGGCAGAGAACCAGGCGAUUGAGAACGGCGAACCGGGCGCCCCAAGCCGUUACAAUAUGGCGUUUGAGUUGGAAGAUGUCGACCUCGAUGGCGGCGCCAGUGAAGCGAUUUCGGAUAAGCAGUACAAGACGUCGAUCUACCCAGAGUGGUACCAACAAGAAUCGCCUGUUGAGCCUGACUUUGGCAGGCUCGCCUUCUCCCAUCCCAAUAUAGACGACGUCGUUUGCCAGACCACGAGCGAGUCUGCCCAGUACGAUGAUUGUGUAGCUGCUUUUGCGACGCUGGAGGGUCUCGAUCGGAACAAGGUUCAGCUGGUUCAUAAGAGGCCCGGCGAAAGGUGGUGGCCGAAUGCGGUUACGACGUGUGCGGUUCAAGUCCACUACAAGGGCGACUGGUCAAAGUGCGAGGCUUCGCUGUCGGAUGUAUGGGCUCACGCUAAGGAUGUCUUUGAGGGGUGCCAUGGCGAGUAUGGGACGGUGGGUGGCUAUGUUCCUUUCGGUGUGCCGAAUUGUCCUGCGACGAUUGAUCUCGUGUCCAGUCGUCAGUGGAGCAAUCCAGAUCCGUUCUAG
This is a messenger RNA of Alternaria triticimaculans, 2142 nucleotides long. RefSeq lists its product as uncharacterized. Gene Ontology annotation, molecular function: oxidoreductase activity, acting on a sulfur group of donors, oxygen as acceptor; metallopeptidase activity. Bases 1 to 2142 code for a protein of 713 amino acids. Lineage: Eukaryota; Fungi; Ascomycota; Dothideomycetes; Pleosporales; Pleosporaceae. The transcript is spliced from 4 exons. The record is from RefSeq and is a predicted model, not a curated record. Gene Ontology annotation, biological process: prenylcysteine catabolic process.